Messenger RNA from Trypanosoma grayi, 1488 nucleotides. Its product is annotated as putative amino acid transporter PAT2. The coding region runs from base 1 to 1488 and encodes 495 amino acids. Gene Ontology annotation, molecular function: amino acid transmembrane transporter activity. Lineage: Eukaryota; Euglenozoa; Kinetoplastea; Trypanosomatida; Trypanosomatidae. The transcript has a single exon. Gene Ontology annotation, biological process: amino acid transmembrane transport. The record is from RefSeq and is a predicted model, not a curated record.
AUGCCACACACGCCCGCGCAAGACGUACUGCUCCCCGAUGCGGUGCUACGAGAAGCGAGUUAUACCGGCGAGGCGGAGACGACGCUCGAAGGCGUGCCUGUCCUCCUCGACGAUGAACUCCAGCCGCUUGACGACACCAUGCUGAAGGAGCAAGACGCAGCAGGGAUGUGUGCGGCAAAGCGACGCAUCAAGGAGCUCGAUGAGGAACGUGCUGCGCGUGUUGCGAGGCGCCGCAAUGCCGAUAAUUGCUUGCAGCGGGCGAUGCACCGCAUUAUUCCGUACGGCGGCAUCUUGUCAUCCGCGUUCAACCUGGCCAGCUCCACGCUCGGGGCCGGCAUCGUUGCGCUCCCCGCCGCGUUCCAAAUGUCUGGUAUCGGAAUGAGCACGCUUUAUCUCUUGAUUGUUGCCGCGAUGGUGGUGUACUCUUUUGUUCUGCUCACCAUUGUGGGGGAGCGCACAGGGCUGCGGAGUUACGAGAAGUUGACGCGUUUGCUGCUGGGCCCCGGCGCUGACUACGUACUUGCCCUUCUCAUGUGGUUGUUGUGCUUUGGCGGGGAUGUGUCCUACGUCAUAUCGAUGCUGGGCGUCAUCAAGGGCUUCCUGCUGAACGCGGAGGGUACGCCGGCGUAUCUAAAGACCUUAUCGGGGCAACGGCUUAUCGCCAGUGUUGUGUGGCUUGUCUUCAUGCUCCCACUGUGUUUGCCCAAGGAGAUUAACUCUCUGCGCGUCUUCUCGACGAUUGGUGUGCUCUUCAUUGUGCUCUUUGUCAUCUGCAUCGUUGUGCACGCGUCUCAGAAUGGACUCGCGUUGGGUCUGCGGGAUGACCUUGUGUACUUCCAAACAGGCAACCAGGCAAUCCAGGGCCUGUCAAUCUUCAUGUUUGCGUACGUGAAUCAGGUUAACUGCUUCGAGGUCUACGGCGAAAUGUACAAGCCCAGUGUUCGACGCAUGACGAUCAGUGCUUUUCUAGGAACGGUACUAUGUUUCGCUUUAUAUUUCCUUGGUGGUCUCUUUGGCUAUAUGGACUUUGGCCCUACUGUGACGGAUUCUGUACUUGACAAGUAUAAUCCCAUUGAGAAUAAGAUGAUGGGCGUUGCGUACGCUGGUAUCAUAUUAAAGAUAUGCGUGGGCUAUGGAUUGCAUAUGAUACCAUGCCGUGAUGCUGUAUACCACGUCAUCGGUGUAGACGUCAAUACUCUCGCGUGGUGGAAGAAUGCGUUGGUAUGUGGCACUCUGGCGACCUUGUCGCUAAUUGGAGGGCUUUUUAUUCCACGCAUCACUACCGUCUUUGGUUUGCUAGGCUCUCUGUGCGGCGGCUCUAUUGGCUAUGUGUUCCCUGCGUUGAUGUUCAUGUACUGCGGCAACUUCAACCCUGGAUCUGUUGGCUGGAUGCAUUUCAUUGGCGCCUACGCGCUGCUCUUGGCUGGCGUCAUUGCUAUUGUGUUCGGCACAACUGCUGCGAUAUACGGGGAGGUGGCGAGGAGCUAG